UGGACACGCGCGCACAGACUCCGGCUAGAGCCGCCCUUGGUGUCAGUGGCCGGGCUCCCGCGUCCGCCCCAGCUGCGGAGCCGCCUUAGCACCUGUCGGUCGCUGAGUCCCGGAGCCGGCGCCCCUGACUCCGUCGGGGCCAGGAAGGGGGGCCAUGGUUUCCCUGCCCAGGUCCCCAGCGACCAACUUGCUGCGGUUUUUGUUCCUGGGGCUGAGUACCCUCGCGUCCCCCUCGCAGGCCCAGCUGGAGCUCCACGUGCCCGCUGGCCUCACCAAGCUGAAGGCGGUGGAAGGAGCAGAAGUAGUGCUCCCGGUGUGGUACACCCUGCAAGGGCAGGUGUCCUCUGGCCAGACGUGGGAGUUGCUCGCCGUGAUGUGGUUCUUGGAACAAGAAGGGAAGGAUCUGAACCAGGUGUUGGCGUACAUCAGCAGGACCACGACAAGCAAACCUGGGGUAUCCCUGGUCUACUCCAUGCCCUCCCACAACGUGUCGCUGCGGCUGCAGGGCCUCCAGGAGAAAGACUCUGGGUCCUACCGCUGCUCUGUGAAUGUGCAAGACCAUCAAGGCAUAAAUAGGAGCCACAGCAGCAAAACUUUAGAACUCAGUGUGCUGGUUCCUCCAGCUCCUCCGUCCUGCCGUCUCCUGGGUGUGGCCCGUGUGGGGACCAACGUGACCCUGAGCUGCCAGUCCCCCAGGAGUAAGCCAGCUGCCCAAUACCAGUGGGAGCGGGCACCCCCAUCCGCCCAGGUUUUCUUUGCACCAGUUUUAGAUGCCAUCCGAGGGUCUUUAACCCUCACAAACCUUUCCAGUUCCAUGUCCGGAGUCUAUAUCUGCAAGGCCCACAAUGAGGUGGGCAGUGCCCAGUGCAAUGUGACCUUGGAAGUGAGCACAGGGCCAGGGCCUGCUGUUGUUGCUGGAGCUGUUGUAGGCACUCUGGUUGGACUAGGACUGCUCGCUGGGCUGGUCCUCUUGUACCAUCGCCGGAGCAAGGCCCUAGAGGAGCCGGCCAAUGACAUUAAGGAGGACGCCAUUGCUCCCCCGACCCUGCCCUGGCCCAAGGGCUCAGACACAAUCUCCAAGAACGGGACCCUUUCAUCUGUCACCUCAGCACGAGCCCUCCGGCAACCCCAAGGUCCUCCCAGGCCUGGUGCACUGACCCCCACACCCAGCCUUUCCAGUCAGGUCCGGCCCUCACCCAGGCUGCUCAGGACAGAUGGGGCCCACCCUCAGCCAACAUCCCCCAGCCCUGGUGGGGUGUCUUCCUCCACUCUGAGCCGCAUGGGUGCUGUCCCCGUAAUGGUGCCCGCCCAGAGUCAGGCUGGGUCUCUGGUGUGAUGGUCCAGCCACUUGUUAGCUAAGCUAUCUGGUUUAUCCCCUUCUUCUAGCGGUCACCCCUAGUACAGAGGCCUGAGUCUUGGGAGACCAUCUUCUAACCUCCAGUCCUCUGCCCCCACCUUUCUUUCCUAUGGGAAAACUGAGUCUCAGUUAAGACUCAAAUUUUCAGGAGGUAGAAGGGGAAGUGGACCUCAGAUUAUGAAGAGCGUCCGCCCCCUUGCCCAGUUCUCUCAGUGGCUCUAGUGAAUGCUGCUGAGGUUGGCUACCUGCCCACUGGGGCCCUGGUGGGGACUGCCAGUCAGGGAGUCCUCCAGGCCCCCUUGAUCUGUACUCCACCCCAUCUAACAUCACCCUUCACUCCUGAGCCAGCUCCCUGCAUUCAGAUAACCUGUCCUGCUGGCUUGGCUGGGUUUUGCUGGGGCAGGGGAUAGAGAAGGUAUUUUUUAAACUAACUUGAAAUGUCUGUUUUUGUUUUUAUUUUGCAAAUUUUAAUAAAGAUGCAUUGUGUUUGUAUGGAAA
Molecule: messenger RNA, 1855 nt
Organism: Neofelis nebulosa (Clouded leopard)
Lineage: Eukaryota; Metazoa; Chordata; Mammalia; Carnivora; Felidae
Gene: ESAM
Product: endothelial cell adhesion molecule
Exons: 7
Coding region: 155-1336 (393 amino acids)
Biological process (GO): homophilic cell-cell adhesion
Cellular component (GO): adherens junction; plasma membrane
Molecular function (GO): cell-cell adhesion mediator activity
Source: RefSeq, a predicted model, not a curated record